Oncorhynchus gorbuscha (pink salmon) is the source of this 10165-nucleotide messenger RNA. Its product is annotated as protein sidekick-2-like. Lineage: Eukaryota; Metazoa; Chordata; Actinopteri; Salmoniformes; Salmonidae. The record is from RefSeq and is a predicted model, not a curated record. Gene Ontology annotation, molecular function: protein binding.
UUCUCCGUCGCUUGAUGCUUUAUUGGGCUCUGCCGCGUGGUGGCAACCUGCUAACGCUGCCAUACACGCGCAUGCAGGACGCAGACCGACAGUCAGUCCUGGAUUCUCACAAGGAACAGUGGACGCUGCCUUUAAAGCGUAAAGACCGGGCUCCUCCGCUGCGGAUGAUGGUUAUUUUAAGUUUUUCUCCCACUCCCCUUCUCCCUAUACUUCCCGCGUAAUUUACCACUACCACUGAGUGAAUAGAUUAAUUUAUACCAAAGGAAUUGCCGGACCUGAUGUGGGAAUAGGCUUUGGAAACUUUGGCUUCUCAUGAGGGGAGUAUCGCGGAUGUUGCUCGAGCACGUAACAAGGAGCGAGACGGUUCUCUCUCGCGCUCUCCCAUAUUCAAAACUACCAGAGAGAAUCAGACUCACCAUCAACAAAGGAUAAACUUCACGAUGAACUUUUAUGGAAAGGGGAAAACUAUUGCAGAUUAAAUUGUUGCCUUUGCCUACAUUGACAUUGUAUGUUUUAACUUGCUCCGAUGCAGGUGCAGUGAGAAUUUGAACGGCCUAUGAUUGAAUUCUGCUCUGCAAUCUGAAAAUGAUUUUUUCAAAGGAACACAGAUAGGUUCAAGCUGUUUUCUUGCAAUUCGUAAUAGGUAGAAAUAGGUUUGCCCCCUUGCAAUACAGACUGAAACCCACGACUGUCAGUGAGUGUAUGGUACAAUUUUGUUCAAACAUAAAAAGCUAUAGUGUGUAUUUUUAUCCACAGGGGAAACGUUUAAAAUGAAAAAAAUACGUUGCUGAAUGACUGCGUUAUUGCAUAAACCUACCGAUAAUUGAAUUUUUGAGCUAAUAUAUUUGUUGACAUUCUUUACCUCGUAUGUGUGACGGCAAAGCUUUAAAUUGACCCGCUUCACGUAUCGUUCCUUCUGAGCAGUUGGCGCUUGUUGGAUAGCUUGUUCUCGCUCGAGCGCCCGGAGAUUGCCCGGUUUCAGCGGCAACAGCGUUCACGGAGAGAGGACAGUAAACAGCAUCCACACCGGCACACAGAGAACUCUUGGAAGACUUGGUCAGCACCACAGCAGAGCAACAUGCAUCCAGUGUGCCUGACACACGCUGCGCAUUUAGUCCGGCUGGGGACAAUGGUUGGGGAUUCGCCUGGAUUGAGGUGGCGUGCCACAUGGAUUUUAUUGUUUUCUCUGUUUGUCCACUACACAACAGCUCAAGAUGACGUGCCGCCCUACUUUAAGACGGAGCCGGUGCGGAGCCAGUUGCACCUGGAGCGUAACAGGCUGGUGUUGACGUGUAUGGCAGAGGGGAGCUGGCCCCUGGAGUUCAAAUGGAUCCACAAUGGCACUGAGCUCACACGUUUCUCACAGGAGUACAGGUACUUGAUUCCCUCCCUGGACCGUUCCCAUGCUGGCUUCUACCAAUGUAUCAUCAGGAACCGUGUUGGAGCCUUACUACAGAGGAGGACUGAAGUUCAGGUUGCAUUUAUGGGCGGUUUUGAGGAGGGUGAGCGCGCCCAGUCGGUCUCUCAGGGGGAGGGGGCAGUGGUUCCUGCUCCACGCAUCAGGAGCUUUCCCCAGCCGCAGGUCACAUGGUUCAGAGACGGACGCAAGAUACCGCCCAGCAGCCGCAUAGCCAUUACUCUGGACAACACUCUGGUCAUCCUGUCCACGGUGGCCCCUGAUGCUGGACGUUACUACGUACAGGCUGUCAACGACAAGAACGGCGAAAACAAGACCAGCCAACCCAUAACCCUUUCUGUCGACAAUGUUGGUGGGCCUGCAGACCCCAUUGCCCCCACCAUAAAUCCCCCAACAAACACCAGUGUAGUGUCAGGCACGUCUGAAGUCACCAUGGAGUGUGUCGCGAACGCAAGACCACUGAUCAAACUCAGCAUCACAUGGAGGAAGAACAGGGUUCUGGUCACCAGUGGUCUGAGUGACUUCAACCGCAGACUGACCAUUAUCGGCCCUGUGGUCAGUGACUCAGGGUUCUAUGAGUGUGAGGUGGUCCUCCGCAGCAGCAGUGUGCCUUCUGUCAAUGCUGGGGCCUACCUUCAUGUUCAAGAGCCUCCCCAGUUUGUUAAGGAACCAGAGAAACACAUCAUUGCUGAGAUGGAGAAAGUGGUGGAUAUCCCCUGUCAGGCACGAGGUGUGCCUCAACCAGACAUUGUGUGGUAUAAGGAUGCGAUGCCCAUCAGCCCAGUGAAAACCCCCAGGUAUAGGGUGUUAGUGGGGGGCAGUUUGCAGGUCAACGGCCUUCUUCCUGACGACACAGGGAUGUUCCAAUGCUUUGCACGGAAUCUGGCAGGAGAGGUGCAGACCAACACCUACCUGGCUGUCACUAGCAUCGCCCCUAACAUCACAGCUGGACCAUCUGACAGCACGGUGAUUGACGGCAUGUCAGUCAUUCUCCACUGUGAAACAUCAGGAGCACCAAGACCAGCUAUCACCUGGCAGAAAGGUGAGCGUGUUCUGGCCAGUGGUUCUGUUCAGCUGCCCAGGUUCACCUUGCUGGAGUCUGGCAGCCUGCUCAUCUCCCCAUCCCACAUAUCAGACGCUGGCACCUACACCUGCAUGGCCAGCAACUCCCGGGGCAUAGACGAGGCUGCUGCUGACCUUGUGGUGUGGGCUCGCACCCGUAUCAACACACCCCCACAGGACCAGAGUGUCAUCAAAGGCACCAAGGCCACUGUGACCUGUGGAGUUACACACGACCCCAGUGUCACGGUCAGGUAUGUGUGGGAGAAGGAGGGCUUGGUCAUCAACGCCCAGUCUAUCCCUCGUAUCCGGCUGGACCCGGAUGGUACCCUCCACAUCUCCCAGACCUGGUCAGGUGACAUCGGGACCUACACCUGUAGGGUUAUGUCGGUAGGAGGCAACGACUCACGCAGCGCACACCUCCGAGUCAGACAGCUGCCCUAUGCUCCAGAGAACCCUGCGGCUCUGCUAAGUUCUUCAGAGAAGAGGGCCAUUAACCUGACCUGGGCCAAGCCCUUCGACGGGAACAGCCCCCUGCUUCGCUACAUCCUGGAGGUCUCUGAGAACAACGCUCCCUGGGCUAUCCUCCUGGCCAACAUAGAGCCUGAGUCGACAGCAGUGACCGUCAGUGGACUCAUCCCAGCACGCUCCUACCAGUUCCGCCUGUGUGCCGUCAACGACGUGGGCAAGGGCCAGUUCAGCAAGGAGACUGAUCGUGUAUCUCUACCAGAGGAACCUCCCAGUGCCCCUCCCCAGAAUGUGAUCGCCAGCGGCCGCACCAACCAGUCCAUCAUGAUCCAGUGGCAGCCCCCACCAGAGAGCCACCAGAACGGGGUUCUCAGGGGCUACAGCGUCCGGUAUCGUCUAACAGGUCUUCCAGUGGACUACCAGAGUAAGAACAUCUCCAAACCCGACGUUACCAACAUUCUCCUGGAGGACCUGAUCAUCUGGACCAACUAUGAGAUAGAGGUGGCAGCCUACAACAGGGCGGGGCUAGGAACCUUCAGCCACAAGGUCACUGAGUGGACGCUGCAGGGAGUGCCGACUAUAGCCCCCAGUAAAGUUCAGGUGGAGGCCGUCAAUUCCACGACCAUCCGUAUCACCUGGGCCGCCCCUAACCCUCAGUUUAUCAACGGGAUCAACCAGGGAUACAAGCUGUUGGCAUGGGAGCCAGGUCAGGAAGAGGAGGUCACCAUGGUUACAGUGAGACCUAACUUCCAGGACAGUGUGCAUGUGGGCUACGUGACGGGGCUGAAGAAGUUCACAGAGUACUACAGCUCUGUGCUGUGUUUCACUACGCCGGGAGACGGCCCCCGCAGCCCUGCUAACGGCCUGAGGACACAUGAAGACACUCCUGGGGCGGUGGGUGACCUGAGCUUCACAGAGAUCCUCGACACGUCUCUCAAAGUGAGCUGGAGAGAACCUGAAGAGAAGAACGGAGUCCUCACAGGGUACCGUAUCUCAUGGGAGGAGUUUAACCGCACCAACACACGGGUGACCCACUACCUCCCCAACGUGACCCUGGAGUACCGCGUCACAGGGCUGACUGCCCUCACCACCUACACCAUUGAGGUGGCCGGCAUGACCUCCAAGGGCCAGGGAAAACUGUCCUCCUCCACAAUCUCAUCUGGAGUACCUCCAGAGCUGCCUGGUCCUCCCACCAACAUGGCCAUCUCCAACAUUGGCCCUCGAUCCAUCACUCUCCAGUUCAAACCCGGCUACGAUGGAAAGACCUCCAUCUCUCGCUGGCAGGUAGAGGCCCAGGUCAGUGUGAUAGGAGACAAUGAGGACUGGGUGAUUGUUCACCAGCUGCCCAACGAGCCUGAUGCCCGAUCCCUGGAGGUGCCAGGACUAAACCCAUACACAUUUUACAGGUUCCGUAUGCAUCAGGUGAACAUUGUGGGGACUAGUCCUCCCAGUCAGCCCUCCAGGAAGAUCCAGACCUUGCAGGCCCGUCCAGAUAUGUUCCCCGCUAACGUCACCCUGCGCACGGCCAGCGAGACCAGUCUGUGGCUCCGAUGGGUGCCCCUACCAGAGUGGGAGUACAAUGGGGACCCAGAGGUGGUAGGCUACCGGGUCCAGUAUUCCCGCACAGGCUCCCAGGGUAGGGCGCUGACCCAUGUGAUCGCUGACCGGCUGGAGAGGGAGUUCACCAUCGAGGACCUGGAGGAGUGGACAGAGUACGAUGUCAGGGUUCAGGCUCUCAACGGCAUCGGGGCCGGGCCCUGGAGCCAGCCUGUCAGAGGAAGGACCAGAGAGUCUGUCCCCUCCUGUGGUCCCACCAACGUGUCAGCCUUUGCCACAACCUCCAGCAGUAUCCUGGUGCGCUGGUUUGAAGUACCAGAACCAGACCGGAAUGGGCUGAUCUUGGGAUACAAGGUGUUGUAUAGGGAGAAGGACUCUGACUCGUCCCUCCAGUUGUGGACAGUGGAUGGGAACGCCAGCCACAGUGUCCAGCUGACUGGUCUGGGGAAAUACGUCCUCUAUGAGAUCCAGGUCCUGGCCUUCACCCGCAUCGGAGACGGCAUGCCCAGCUCACCACUCAUACUGGAGAGAACUCUGGACGACGUGCCCGGCCCUCCAGUGGGCAUCCUGUUCCCUGAGGUCCGGACCACCUCGGUGCGUCUCAUCUGGCAGUCCCCGUCUCAGCCUAAUGGUAUCAUCCUGGCCUAUCAGAUCACGUAUCGUCUGAACUCGACCAAUAGCAACGCGGCCACAGUGGACGUCUUAAACCCGAGUGCUCGCCAGUACAUGGUGACUGGCCUGAAACAAGAGUCAGUGUACGUGUUCCGCAUCACAGCCCAGACACGCAAGGGCUGGGGGGAGGCUGCAGAGGCACUGGUGGUCACUACCGAGAAGAGAGUUCGCCCUCAGCCCACCGGUCGUCCCAUGGUGCCCCAAGAGAAUGUUCAGGCCCGCAGCGUGUUGUUGUCAUGGGAACCAGGCAGCGAUGGCCUCUCUCCGAUCCGCUACUACACCGUGCAGCUGAGAGAACUGCCCGACAGCAACUGGACCGUCCACUCUGCCUCGGUCAACCACGAGUCUAGCUUCUACAUAGUUGGCAGGCUGAAGCCCUUCAUCUCCUACCAGUUUAGAGUGAAAGCCACCAACGACAUAGGAGACAGUGAAUACAGCGGGGAGAGUGAAGUUAUCACCACACUACAGGACGCCCCUGACGAAGCCCCCACAAUCCUCUCUGUCACACCACACACAACUACAUCCGUGCUGAUUCGCUGGCAGCAUCCGUCUGAGAAGAAGAUUAACGGUAUCCUCCUGGGUUUCCGAAUACGAUACCGGGAGCUCAUGUACGACCGCCUCCGCAGCGUCUCCGUACGCACCGCCAACAGCCCCUCCAAUACAUGGACCGAGCUCAACUCCCCCUACAGCGUGAGAAACCUGAGCGAGUCCUCUCUCACCCAGUAUGAGCUGGAUAACCUGAGCAAACACAAGCGCUAUGAGAUCAGGAUGAGUGUGUAUAACGCCGUGGGGGAGGGACCAACCAGCACACCACAGGAGGUGUUUGUAGGAGAAGCAGUACCCACCGCCCCACCUCAGAACGUGGCCAUCCAAUCAGCAACGGCCACCCAGCUGGACGUGACGUGGGAGCCUCCUCCAUUGGACUCUCAGAACGGAGACAUCCAGGGAUACAAGGUGUACUUCUGGGAGAUCCAGCACAAGAAUGAGACGGAGAGACUGCGCACCCUGUUCCUGCCAGAGGGAGGGGUCAAGCUGAAGAACCUGACUGGAUACACCACCUACAUGAUCAGUGUGGCCCUCUUCAACGCAGCAGGGGACGGGCCCCGAAGCCCACCAACCAGGGGCCGUACACAACAGGCUGCCCCCAGCGCUCCCAGCUUCAUCCACUUCAGUGAGCUGACUACCACGUCGGUCAACGUGUCCUGGGGUGAGCCCACCUACCCCAACGGCAUUCUAGAGGGCUACAGGCUGGUCUACGAGCCCUGCACCCCUGUUGACGGCGUCAGUAAGAUAGUGACGGUGGACGUCAAAGGGGCCCCGUUCUGGAUGAAGAUCAAGGACCUGGCUGAUGGGGUGACCUACAACUUCAGGAUCCGGGCCAAGACGUUCACAUACGGGCCUGAGGUGGAGGCUAACAUCACCAUGGGGCCUGGGGAAGGAGCCCCGGGCCCCCCUGGAGAGCCUUUCAUCUCCCGGUACAGCUCAGCUCUUACCAUCCACUGGUCCAACGGUGACCCCGGGAGUUCGCCUAUCACACACUACGUCAUCGAGGCCAGACCUUCAGAUGAGGGCUUGUGGGAUAUCUUGAUCAAGGACAUCCCAAAGGAAGUGACGUCAUACGCCUUCAACAUGGACAUUCUGAAGCAAGGGGUUAGUUAUGACUUCCGGGUUAUUGGCGUGAACGAAUAUGGAUACGGGUCUCCUAGUCCACCCUCAGCCUCCAUAUCUGCCAAAAAGGUGGCGCCAUUCUACGAAGAGUGGUGGUUCUUGGUGGUGGUGGCCCUGGUAGGUCUUAUCUUCAUCCUCCUUCUGGUCUUCAUCCUCAUCAUCAGAGGUCAGAGCAAGAAGUACGCCAAGAAAUCUGACUCAGGGAACAACUCCAACUGUAAUGCCCUGACCCAUGGAGAUAUGGUCAGCCUGGACGAGGGACGCUUCCCGGCCCUGGAACUCAACAACCGACGGCUGUCCGUCAAGAACUCCUUCUGCCGUAAGAACGGUGUCUAUACCAGGUCUCCUCCUCGGCCCAGCCCAGGCAGUCUCAACUACUCUGACGAGGAUUUGAGCACCACCAAGUACAACGAUCUGAUCCCGGCUGAGAGCAGCAGCCUGACAGAGAAACCAUCUGAGAUAUCAGACUCUAAGGGCAGUGACAGUGAGUACGAAGUGGACCAGCACAGACAGAAGACACACUCCUUUGUGAGCCACUACAUCAGUGACCCCACCUACUACAACUCCUGGCGCCGCCAGCAGAAGGGCAUCUCCCGGGCACAGGCCUACAAUUAUACAGAAUCAGAGUCCGGUGACCCGGAGCCCUGCGCCCCGUCACCACCCCUGCCCCCGCUGCCACCCCAGCUCACCUCCACCACCCCUCUACCCCAGACCCAGACCCAGCCCCAUGGUCAACCCCAGGGCCAGGGUAGUCUGUUCCGGCCUAAAGGCAGUCGGACUCCCACCCCCUCUCAGCAGCUCUCCAACUCCACCCCUCCCAGCCACUCCAACACCCUGUCCUACUGGCCCCCCAGCAGCCCCAGCCCAGCCCCUGGAUCUCGGGCCCCCAUCGCCGGGUUCUCCUCAUUCGUUUGAUUCCGAGAGGGAUCUGUGUUCCCUUCUGAAAACAAAACCCACCCUGCUGCCCAACGUGUCUAGAGAGUAAAUACCCAACACAAAAGAAACCCUCAGAAUCCACCAUAUUGAUUUCUGUUUCUCUGAUUUUCUUACUUGUUUUUCUUCUUUCCUUUUUAUUACUGAGUUGUGUUUUAAGGAUCAUACUGUACACAGACAUGACAGAAGUUACAUACUUUAUUCCAGUACAUUGUUCCUCUUGUGUGCGUGUGCUGGUAUAGUUUUAUUUGUGUGCGUGUGCUGGUAUAGUUUUAUUUGUGUGCGUGUGCUGGUAUAGUUUUAUUUGUGUGCGUGUGCUGGUAUAGUUUUAUUUGUGUGCGUGUGCUGGUCUAGUUUUAUUUGUGUGAGUGUGCUGGUAUAGUUUUAUUUGUGUGCGUGUGCUGGUAUAGUUUUAUUUGUGUGCGUGUGCUGGUCUAGUUUUCUUUAACCCAUAGACAUCUGCUGAGAACAAGACAGUAUCUAUUCAUGUUUCUGUUUGAUUGAUUUGCAUGAGUUUCAAUGUAUUAUUUAUUUUCUCUUUUUCAUUGUUACACUUCUACACACAUACAACAAGAGAAUAAUUUAGUUAGAUACUGUAAAAAGGAAAGAGUUUAUUGGAAAAAAAUAUCGACAAGACGAUAAAAGUGUCAUAGCGUCAAUCCACACUCGGAUAACAAGCACCAAUGAAACUGGGAUCCCAAAAUGGAGCCAUACAAGCGAGUGAAAUGAGUAGAGUUUGAAGGACGGAAAGAGGAACAGGGUAUAGAAAAGACAAAGUAAUGAAAGUGAGGAGGAAGGGGGAGAUUGAGGCUGAAAUGAGCCCACUGGCAGUCGUUAAAUGCCCAGUCCUGUCCAAUUAGGUCAAUUAAGUUUCUGGGUGUUAAUGUGAGAUAUGUUAGUGACCUCCCCCUAUUUAACCUAUGGACCAUGAUCCUCAGCAGUUAUCUGGGCUGGCCUAUAGGGUACGCACUAUUGUGUCUGACAGCAUUCCAAUGUCACAGGCAGGUCACAUCUCUGUGCCGUACACCAAGUUCCUAGUUGCCUGCCCGCCUUGGCAGAUAUGGGAAAUGUACUGUAUGUCUGAAGUAAAAAUGUUGAGGUUGGUCUGCAAGUUCUUUGUGUCCUUUAGUGGAUCAGACAUGCCAUGGUUGAUUAUAACUAGGGGUUCAUAUUUCCCUGAAAAUGUUCCCUUACAAGCCAUUCUCAGGCAUCCCAGUAUUCCUGUUGAAAGCGGAAGUGCUAUUUAAAAGCAUAUAAUACCAGCGAAGGAAAUCUGACAUAAUUCUACCACUGAAAAAUAUACGCAGGAAUCUAACAGUUUCUUGAUUUUGUUUCAUUUUAAUCAACUAAAAGUUCUCGAAGUCACCACAAUAUUUUGUUGAUGUAAUCUAGUUUUAAUGUAGGCAUAUGAAGCACUGUUGGUCGGUUAUUACAGCCUAGUGAAAACGUAAUUCGUUUUAGCCUACCGGUGACGGAAAGCUUGUUGGUCCUUUCCUCUCACUAUUAUGGGAAUGAGGCCAAGUAGUGGUUACAUUUACAUUACAUUUAAGUCAUUUAGCAGACGCUCUUAUCCAGGUUGUUUUGACAACAGUUGAGUCAUUUAGCAGACUCUCUUAUCCAGAGGGACUUACAGGAGCAAUUAGGGUUAAGUGAAAUGCUCAUGGGCACAUCACAUUUUUCACCUCGUCGGCUCGGGAUUCAAACCAGCAAUCUUUCAGUUACUGGCCCAAUGCUCUUAACCGCUAGAAUACCUGCCGCUUACUGUGUUGGCUUAGUCUUAGGGAAUGUAGUCUGAUGCUGCGCUAAACAAACAGAAAAGCAAAUGGCCGCAGUAGUGGAGAUUCAGCACCAUGGUUUAUCAAUUCCCUGCGGAUCAUUAAAAUCAUGCUCUCACUUUUGUUAGUGUAACAUCAUGGAACAACGUUGCAAAUGUCUAUUUCCUUGAGUGCUUCUGCGGACACAAUGUAUCAGCCGUUUUGUUAACAGUGAGUAGCAGUUUAUAUUUUGGAGCCUCUGCCAAAGCUAGUUUGGAGAUUUUUGAACGUGAGAUUGAGAUUCAACGCAGUUAUGGUAAGCAAAGGUCACAUGUAGUCUGCUACAGUUUCAUGAUAGUCAACAAUGCCAGUUAAAGGGAAUCUAUUGGGGUCUUGUGUUGCGUAGUCUGAAUUGGUAGGCCGCUAGCAUUGUGAUCAGUGGUCUAAUGUGUGGAUGAAGUCAGAUAGUUCAAAUCUGUUUAAUAUUUUUCCAUGGAAAUUAUAACGUAUUUUGUAAAGUAUUCAGAUCCCUUGACUUUUCCACAUUUUGGUAGGUUACAGCCUUAUUCUAAAAUGGAUUCAAUUGUUUUUCCCCCCUCAUGAAUCAAAACACAAUACCCCAUAAUGACAAAGCUAA